Messenger RNA from Myodes glareolus (Bank vole), 3646 nucleotides. The record is from RefSeq and is a predicted model, not a curated record. Lineage: Eukaryota; Metazoa; Chordata; Mammalia; Rodentia; Cricetidae.
AUGCUGGGACAGUUUGACAAGGGAAUGUUCGUCAGGUUCAACUCCAGCCAUGGCUUCCCAGUGGAGGUGGAUUCUGACACCAGCAUCUUCCAGCUCAAGGAAGUGGUUGCUAAGCGACAGGGGGUUCCGGCUGACCAGCUGCGCGUGAUUUUUGCUGGGAAGGAGCUUCGGAAUGACCUGACGGUGCAGAGCUGUGACCUGGAACAGCAGAGCAUAGUUCACAUAGUGCAGAGACCAUGGAGAAAAAGUCUUGAGACAAACGCUUCUGGAGAGGACAAGCUCCACAACAUCUCAGGGGGCUCUGUCUGGGAACCCGGGAGCUUGACGAGGGUGGACCUCAGCAGCCACAUCCUGCCAGCGAACUCCGUGGGGCUGGCGGUCAUUCUGGACACAAGCAGCAGGAGCGAUUCCGAAGGGGCCAGAGGUUCAGGUAAACCCACCUACAACAGCUUCUAUGUCUACUGCAAAGGCCCCUGCCACAGGGUCCAGCCUGGGAAGCUCCGAGUUCAGUGCGGCACCUGCAGACAAGCCACCCUGACCUUGGCCCAGGGUCCAUCCUGCUGGGAAGAUGUCUUAAUUCCAAACCGGAUGAGUGGCGAGUGCCAAUCUCCAGACUGUCCUGGAACCAGAGCAGAAUUUUUCUUUAAAUGCGGAGCACACCCAACCUCUGACAAGGAUACAUCUGUAGCUUUGAACCUGAUCACCACUAACAGCCGCAGCAUCACCUGCAUAGCAUGCACAGAUGUCAGGAGCCCCGUCCUGGUCUUCCAGUGUAACCACCGCCACGUGAUCUGCUUGGACUGCUUCCACUUGUACUGUGUCACAAGACUCAACGACCGGCAGUUUGUCCAUGAUGCUCAGCUUGGCUACUCCCUGCCGUGUGUGGCUGGCUGUCCCAACUCCCUGAUUAAAGAGCUCCAUCACUUCAGGAUUCUUGGAGAAGAGCAGUACAACAGGUACCAGCAGUAUGGCGCGGAGGAGUGUGUACUGCAGAUGGGGGGCGUGCUGUGCCCCCGUCCUGGCUGCGGAGCUGGGCUACUGCCUGAGCAGGGCCAGAGGAAAGUCACCUGUGAAGGGGGCAACGGCCUGGGCUGCGGGUUCGUCUUCUGCCGGAACUGUAAGGAAGCAUACCACGAAGGUGAAUGUGACUCGCUGUUUGAAGCCUCGGGGGCCACCUCUCAGGCCUACCGAGUGGACAAAAAGGCCGCUGAGCAAGCUCGCUGGGAGGAGGCCUCUAAAGAAACCAUCAAGAAAACCACUAAGCCUUGUCCUCGCUGCAAUGUGCCAGUGGAAAAAAAUGGAGGCUGCAUGCACAUGAAGUGUCCGCAGCCGCAGUGCAGGCUGGAGUGGUGCUGGAACUGCAGCUGUGAGUGGAACCGAGCCUGCAUGGGUGAUCACUGGUUUGACGUGUAGAAGGAUGUCACCCAGGCAUUGGCCGGGCCUCAGCUUCUCAUGGGAAAGAUGUCGACUCCUACCCUCUUAGCCAUUUCGUCUCCUCUAUGCAUAUAAGCACAUACAUACACACGCACAAACACAGGCUGCAAAUUACAGAUGCGGCCACUAGAGCCUUUCCACGGCACCCACGGAAACCAGCAGCGCCUGCAAGAGGCACUUUCAGGCUUCUGGCUUAUGCAAAUAUCAGAGCUGGGAAGAGAGCACAGCCCCUUGUUUUGGACUCUCAGCCCAGCCCGAAUCCAGCUAGAUCAUCACAGGGUAGAGGUUUUCCAGGUUUAACUUUCUGCUUCCACUUUCACUAACUUCAUGUAGAAGCCACGGUCGAAGCCAACAGCUUUCCGAGGCUGUUGCCACGUUCUGAUCAUGUUAGACUGCUGUGGAUUCUCACGAGCACACUCAAGAUUUAAGGAGCAGUGCUAUUAUUUAGCAAUCACCUCCUCCCAGAGGGCCCUCCCCAGCAAUAGUCAAAACUACUAGUUUAUCCCCAAGAAUCCUAUCUUUGUAAGUGGUGCUGAUGAAACAGGUCCGCAGCAUACAAAUCAGCUCAUCAACCAAGUGAGGAACUGGGAAAGCUAAUUUGAGCACCGGCUGUUUAAAUCACAGGGAGGGCGUCGAAGCUGAGCUCACUGCCAUCCCUUCAGUUGCCUGCAACCUUUGAAAGAAAUGAUUUUUUUCCUCCUGAAAAUAUUACAAAGUCCGCAAUUUGCUUUGAAGUAUUCAUAUUGCCACCUGGAAGCUUAGCCCAUUCAUUUGGCUUCAGCGUAAACUCAAUAGAGAAAGUGCCUAUAAAGGGGAUAUUCUUAGAAACAAUCCCAUGAUGCUAUUCCAACGCCAACAGCAGUGCAGGUCGGGUUUAUAUUUAUGGAACAUUUACAGAAGGGGCAUUUCUAGGUCCUCUAAGUGAAAGCGUGCCUGACCCCUCCAUCAGAAGGGGAGAGACCUCUGUGUACCUACUCCCUCCCCAGCUGCUAAGCCCCAGGCAGGGCCUUUUGUGCAGGACAAUAAACACACACUAGAAUAUUCUUCAGGUUAAUAUGCAACACAUUUGAAUGUUAAUUUUUUGAAAUUUUACUUUUUCCUGUUUUGUUUUAUUUUUGAGGCACGCACAAUACAUAAAAACAUUAGCACUAGAAACUGUGAGCCGAAUUUUCUACCGCACCAUGUGUGCAGGGGUGAGGCAUAGUCUCUGCCUUUCCUUCUCACUUGAUAUUCUGGCUUCUCAGGAGGCUGAGCUGCUAGCUGAGGGUCUCGUUGGCACCUGAGGUCCCUUGGGACUUAAGAGACCUGGAUCUUCUGACACCAAUAUGAAGGUGUAACCAACAGAAACCCUUGCUGGUGGGAGAAGAGGCAGUGACCUCAGAAUUUUCCAGGUCGUAUACCAAGAACAUCCGCUCCCCGACUCCAAGCAGCCUUACCCAGCCUCAUCCAGAACUCUCCCCAGGAGUGUUCUGCCCUCCCCCUCUUCUGAGACGCAAUGCUGGAACAAGACUGUGGUGUGAGCGGGGUCAUAACAACAUGAAUGACCCCAUUUAAUAUCAGCUAUUAGAAAAUCCUUCCACUCCUACACACUGUAGGCCUGCCAGACCUGAGUCCAGAAGCCGAGGUCACAUGGAAAUAAUGGUGUUGGAAUCUUGGAAAGUGAGGAAAGAUCAGCAGACCCAAGUCCACGCUUGCAUCCCGGAGGCCUAGUCUCCACCCCAGCCAGGUCCUGAAGGAGUGUACAUACUCACUUAGAGUGGCAAAGCCACUGUCCUGAGCACUCAGGGUUUUUAUGUCACCCUCACUGUUUUGUUUGCAGCAUCGCUCUUCCCGCCGCAUCCUCCCACACCUGUGUGCUGUAAUGGCUUUGAAAGCCAGGCCAAUGUCUCCUGUCCUGCUUGCUACCCAGACUCCCUGGAGCUCGCUGGCUCUCCAGCAUGCUCCUUUUUUCUUUCUAGUGAUGGCCUAUGUUUUCUUCAGAAUAGAAUAGUGAUUCUGAAAAUAGCUUAAAGGGAAAACAUCCACAGUGUGUGAGCAUGAGUCACAGCCUGUGUUGUGUGAGCAUGAAUCGCAGGACAGAAGUGGGUGUCAGAAGAAUGGAAACCUAACCUCUGCAGAGCAAUCUGCCUUUUUCUGCGAAACACAUUAAGAAAGAUCUGAAGGCCUUGUCCACGGUGGUACCCAGACUGUCAAUAAAAGAAUCCAAAGAGUG